This is a messenger RNA of Corticium candelabrum, 3080 nucleotides long. RefSeq names its product delta-1-pyrroline-5-carboxylate synthase-like. Bases 512 to 2848 code for a protein of 778 amino acids. Gene Ontology annotation, cellular component: mitochondrion. The record is from RefSeq and is a predicted model, not a curated record. Lineage: Eukaryota; Metazoa; Porifera; Homoscleromorpha; Homosclerophorida; Plakinidae. Gene Ontology annotation, molecular function: glutamate-5-semialdehyde dehydrogenase (NADP+) activity; ATP binding; glutamate 5-kinase activity. The transcript has 12 exons.
GUCUGUCAAAUAACAUUUAUUUCAAACAUACAUCUAUAAUACAAUGCUAGCAAGGUAGCUAUAUAAAGUUGUGUAACUACGAGAGUUUACUAGAAUUAGAUUUGAAAAACAAGCAAACAUGUAACACUUAAAAGAGAUCUGUCUGUCUGUCUGUCUGUCUGUGUGUGUGCGCGCACGCGCGCACUUCAUAUGAAUUGACGCAGAAAGACGCAUCAGGUUAAAGCUAAUGUAUGGUUGUUGCAGUCAUUAGGAUAUGCGCGUACUACGUUCUGGAACUCGCGGCUUGAUAAUGUUUUAUUUGUAUGUUUUAUCCCAUAUAACUUUUAUCAUGUUUCUGAUAGUGCUAUAGAUAUUCUAGCGCAUUUUCUGAAGGAUUCACAGGAAUACACGAAACAGCAUCGUACGCGCGCUGUUUGGAAACUCAAGGCUAUUGGAAGUGCAUGCUAACGAUGCCAUUUGUUUGGCGCGUGGUGUUCACGUGACAUGCAGUUUGCAAACAAAGGCGGACAAGAUGCUGCGUUUUCUUUCUUCUCUAGAGAAAGUGACGGCUCUUCAACUGCUCAACCGACAUCAAAGGACCACAUUCAGUCAACUCACACAACGCGCCAACUGCCUACCAGCAAUUCAGAAUCGUCAACAAUCGCGGUCGACCAAUCAUGUUCGAGCGCCUGUAUUCAUUCAGCGUCGGACCGCCUUCACUCGACGCUCCGAUUUGAGAAACUGCGAGCGGAUUGUGGUGAAACUCGGCUCUGCUGUUGUGACGCGCAGCAAAGAUGAGUUCGGAAUCGCUCUAGGAAGGCUCGCGUCGAUUGUCGAGCAGGUAUCUCGACUCCAUCGCAAGAAUAAACAAGUUCUUCUUGUGACAAGCGGGGCUGUAGCUCUGGGUAAAGUUCGUUUAGCCACAUCAGCUCUUAAUGGAGUUAAUGGAGCACAAGAACCAUCAAGAUACAAACGAGUAUCAGCAGACCCAAGGGCAGCAGCUGCCGCUGGUCAGGCAGGCCUCAUGGCCCUUUAUGAACAAAUGUUUGCACAAUAUGGAUUAGCAUGUGCGCAGGUUCUUAUUAGUGGAGGUGAUCUGCUACCGAAGACGUGCAGUAGUUUGCAAGCUACUUUGGAUGAACUGUUGCAGAUGAACAUCAUACCAAUUCUAAACGGAAAUGAUGCAACAGAAAAAUCGGUGAUGGAUGCUGAUCUUGAAGGGGUGUUGAGUACUCCUGACAAUGACAGCUUGGCAUCUGCUGUGGCAUGUUUGGUUAAAGCUGAUCUUUUGCUUUUGUUAUCUGAUGUCAAUGGCAUUCAUAAUGAACCACCGGAAAAUAAGGGAUCAUACGUGUUUGAUACGUUCCAACUCAAUGGAGGAAAUGAGAUCAUAUUUGGAGGCACAUCUCGUGUGGGACGCGGAGGAAUGGAAGCUAAGGUCAAAGCUGCUACUGCAGCCGUAAAGAAAGGUGUAGCAGUCGUUAUCGCGAAUGGCAGCACCGAUCAAGUUAUUCUCAACAUUGUAAAUGGACAGCGAGUUGGCACGUUUUGCACUGACGUUCCUGAUGACAAAGAACAAGUAGAGGCACAAGCAAAAAGAGUGCGUGAAGGAUAUCAACGGAUGCAACUAUUGACAUCUGAUGAGAGAGCAGCGGCUGUUGAGCGUCUUGCCGACCUUCUUGAUGAGAGAAGGUUCGACAUUCUUGCGGCAAACAAAAAGGAUCUCGAACGCGAGCAAGAGAGUGAGGAGUUGACGUUUGCCUUGAGAGAACGGCUUCACAUGACGGAUGCAAAACUAGACAGUCUAAUCAAUGGUUUGCAUCAGAUAGCACAGACAACUGAUCAAACUGUUGGUCGUGUGAUGCGUCGUACUUUGCUUGCCGACGAUUUGCUAUUAGAACAACACACUGCACCUAUUGGAGUUCUACUCGUUGUAUUUGAAUCACGACCAGACGUUCUUCCACAGGUUGCUGCGCUUGCGAUUAGUAGUGGAAAUGGUCUCUUGCUGAAAGGAGGUAGAGAAGCUGAACAUACAAACACAUUUCUUCAUCAGCUUGUGCAAGAGGCCCUUGAACCAUUUGGAGUAUCUCGUGCUGUUGCAUUGGUAAAUAGUCGUGAGGAGGUCCAACAGUUACUGAAGCUGAAGGAACACAUUGAUCUUGUUAUACCUCGAGGAUCAGCAAAGUUUGUUAGUCAAGUUCAAGAAGAGAGCCAAGCAAUUCCAGUUCUAGGUCAUUCAGAGGGAGUAUGCCAUGUGUAUAUUGAUCAAGAAGCAAGCGAAGAAAUGGUACUGAAGAUUGUGCAAGACGCAAAGUGUGGAUAUCCCUCAGCAUGCAAUGCUAUGGAGACAUUGCUGUUCCACUCAUCCCUAAUCGACACUCUAAUAUUUACUAAUACGAUGAGAGUUCUUGCUGACAAUGGGGUAAAGGUUAACUUUGGAAAACACAUAGCUGCACUACUUGACGUCAAAGAACCACUAGCUCCAUCAAUGAGCCAUGAAUACAACGAUCUUGAGUGCACAAUUGAGACCGUCACAAGCACCGACGACGCCAUUCAUCACAUCAACAAAUAUGGCAGCUCGCAUACAGACACAAUAGUAACCGACAAUGCUGAGACGGCUAACUUAUUCAUGCAACAAGUGGACAGUGCUUGCGUGUUUCACAACGUCAGCACUCGCUUUUCCGAUGGCUAUCGUUUUGGUCUUGGAGCCGAAGUUGGCAUUAGUACAAACCGAAUUCAUGCACGUGGGCCGGUUGGUGUGGAAGGCCUUCUGACAACGCGGUGGCUUCUACGAGGCGCUGGGCAAACAGUUCAAGAAUUUGGCAAAGGAAACAAUCAGAAAACUUUUAGGCACAAGCAGAUGCUUUGAAUUUUGGAUGUGAAAAUUGAUGUCUGUUAGCGCGUAUUUGUGAUUUAAGAUUUUCGAAGUAUUUAUGGUAAUAUGAUAUGUUUGUUUAUGUAUCCAGGGCCGACGAAAGCAAUUGAAGUGGUCUAACGCGCGUUAAAGGAGCGUACCUAACGCACGCUACAAGCAGUUGGCAUACCAAAAGUAUAGAUGACGGCAAUAAAUAGUUGGCUAAAGUCAAAGUUUCGAAAAGUGG